Molecule: messenger RNA, 1460 nt
Organism: Filobasidium floriforme
Lineage: Eukaryota; Fungi; Basidiomycota; Tremellomycetes; Filobasidiales; Filobasidiaceae
Product: peroxisome membrane protein
Exons: 4
Coding region: 61-1326 (421 amino acids)
Biological process (GO): peroxisome organization
Cellular component (GO): peroxisomal membrane
Source: RefSeq, a predicted model, not a curated record
GCAUCCCCAUUACUUGUACGCUUGUACCUCAUCAUACAUCCGUCGAAGUCACAAUCAAACAUGCUUGGCAAGAUCAAGGACGCCUAUGAGGAUGCACUUCUUGAGAGCUCGUCGACGUUGACCACGGUCGAGAGCACGCUUAGGCAGUUGACCUGGUUCUUGCCCGGAAGAUUCGAGGAUGCUGAAAUUGCGAGUGAAGGGUUGUACUCGGCGUUGUCAAUCAUCGGGAUCUACCACGACUCGUUGAUCGCUAAACGGCUCGAUCAGAUACCUUCAUUACCUCCAUCCCCCUUCCCAGUCGUUCACACCUACACUUCUCCUCCCAUCGAGUCAAAUCCAUCGGACAGACUUAUCUCUGGAUCUUCUUCCACCUCAUCCGCUGAAGCAUGGUCCGCCCGUCAGAAGAUCCCUCGCCCGUCCGAUCAUUCGAGGUACACACGGCAUUUCUGUCAGACGUCACCGACUUACAACCGGGCGAGCAGGAUCCUCGUAUUCAUUCAAUACGUACAACUUUUGACGGAGAUGGUCGUCAGGAAGAAGCGAGGCGACAAGAAGCGGUGGCAGGUCCUCUUGUGGUUGGAGGGGAUCAAAUCAUCGUUACGUCUAGUCAUGCUAGGAGUGACAAGACGACCACUCUUAAACUCGCCCAUCCCGGGACGGGAAGUCGACCCAUCCUUACUCCCCUCAAAAACACCUCGCCCGGACCCUCUCGCCGCCGACCUGGAAGAAUCCCUCCCGGAUCUACCUAACAUCCCCGCCCUCCCUCCAGCUCCUCUGCAUUCCCACGUCUUGCCUCUGAGUGACGCCUUGCCAGAAUCACUGCAAUCACCCGCACAGGACCUCUUGCCCCGGCUCCACGGAACCAAGGAAUGGAUCGGGGAGACGAUGCAUGCGACCGAGGGUUUGGUCUGCGUCUUGACCUACAUCUGGGUCGCUCAUCGUCACCAACGCCAAGGGCUACGACCAGGCCGGGGAGCCAUCUCCCCAACGGUCCCCGCCUCGUGGAGUCUAUUCAAUCUCGCCCAAUCGACCACGACGACCAGCUUGGUCCCUCUCAUCUACAUCCUCAUCUCCCGGUUACUCCGCCGGAAACCCACGCGGGGGGACGAAGGCAUGACCUCCCUGCUCGCUGACACGUACGCUGAGAGGGAUAACAACCUCGUCUGGUACCUCGUCCGGGGGUCCAUCUGGCAGCGAUUCACAAGGCCCAAGGCGAUGGGGUUGUUGAACGCGCUAGACAAGGUGUGGGGCUUGAACCUGAUCGCGACGUUGGUCAGGGAUCAUGUCGACCUGGUGGACGACUUGUAUUAUUAUACGGCGAGUUGAACCUGGAUGUAAUCGGUGUAGUCUAUACCCUGCGAGAAUUCCUACGCAUAUCCAUGAUUGCCGUUGCUGUUUGCGUCAGGACGAAACCUCUCAGAACUGUUCUUGUUACGAAGCGAAUUGGGAAGUAGCCCGGC